AUGGACUGGAAUGAGCUACAGAACCGGGUUCUCUCCCAACAAAGGGACUUGAUGAGCGCUUAUCGCGACGCCCAGGCUGCCAGGGUCAUGGAGGUGCACAAGGCCCAGGACCUGCACAUGGCUCGGGUCACUCGUCAGGCCGAUCCCCUGCUGUCUCGACAACAUGCUCGAGCCAACGCAGUGAUGCACAGGAGUGAGAGAUCUGUAGACAGCUGCAUCUCAGAGCAGUCCAGAUCCUCCCCAUGGACACCUCCCUUCACCCCUCCACCAUCACCAACAUCAAGUGAUGGGUACGGCAGCUGCUGUUCGGACGAGCUGAGAUCGUCACCAUGGACUCCUCACGGCACUCCCAGUCCAUCAGAGAGUCUCAGUGUAGACAGCCGCCUCCCAGAGGCGCUGAGGGGACUACUGUCCUGGAGCCCAAGUCCUCCACCAGCUCCCCACUGCUCUGUCCCAGACAGCCUCAGACCCGACAACCACACCCCAGAGGAGCUGAGGAGACUGCCGCCCUGGACCCCAAGUCCUCCACCUGCUCCCAGAAGGCGUCUCCCUCAAGGGAAUGGAUCGUACAUUCCCAGACUCUUGGCAAACAGAGACGUGAAACGUUUGGCAAACGGGCAGGAAGUGUUCACCGCCAAGAAACAGGUGGAUGAACUGAAGGAAGAAUUCCAGCGGAUUCUAAGACGCAACAGUUACCGGACAAUCACAUGCAGGAGAGCGGUCCACCACAUGUUGGAUCAGGUUCUGGAAGACCUGAUGCAGACUGUCCGGAGAAUGCAAAGCUCCCGCCACCACCAGAGCUUUGCUCCUGCCCCAAUCCGUCCCACGGUGUUUGUCCCACGGCCCCUGACCACACCGGCCCCAAAGUCCCGCCGCCGAAUCCGCGUAACUCCCGUCCACAGAGGAGUUCCAUUGAGAUCCACAAUGCAGGUUCUGGAACACAGUGGCGGCCGGCCAAUAGAGGGCGCUAGGGCGCCGCCCCACCACUCACAACUUGCCAUGUUACCUUGA
Messenger RNA from Knipowitschia caucasica, 1011 nucleotides. The record is from the annotation of a GenBank genome assembly. NCBI's taxonomy places the organism in Eukaryota, Metazoa, Chordata, Actinopteri, Gobiiformes, Gobiidae.